AUGUCGCGCAACUAUCGCGAGAGGGCGCUGGUGGGAACUGGUGUUUCCUCGCGAGCAGUAGAGUCCGACAUUGGGUCCAGCUUGUUGAUGAAGUUGGGUUGGCAAGGAGGACAGCGGCUGGGUGAGAAUCAUGAUGGCUUAGAGGAGCCUAUCCAGAUCAAGAGACGGUCUGAAAAUCUGGGAUUGGGAGCCGAGAAAGCCAAAGCGGGACAAUGGAACGAAUGGUGGACUGACAUAUACAAUACCUGUGCGCAAAAACCCAUUGGAGACGAUAUAGUGGCAUCUUCCUCAUCAUCAUCAGACUCAUCCUCAGAUGACGAAGAUAUUUCACACACUGGAUCUCCUGUUGAAGGUGGCGAUAAGAUUUCUGUUUUUAGCAUGAAUGGUAAACAACUGCUUCAGCUGUGCAGAUCUUAA
Gregarina niphandrodes is the source of this 417-nucleotide messenger RNA. RefSeq names its product G-patch domain protein. The record is from RefSeq and is a predicted model, not a curated record. The transcript has a single exon. Bases 1 to 417 code for a protein of 138 amino acids. Lineage: Eukaryota; Apicomplexa; Conoidasida; Eugregarinorida; Gregarinidae. Gene Ontology annotation, molecular function: nucleic acid binding.